AUGAUAUUCAAAGGAAACUUCUUAGCUAAAGAAACAAUCUCUAGAAUAGCUCAACUUAUAAAUUAUCAUACAUCUAGUAUUCUAUAAUAAAAUUAAAGAACACUCCACCUUAAUGAGACCUGGUCUAGCCAUAAUUUAAGUUGGAAACAAUCCUUCUUCUUUAACAUAUGUUCGUAAAAAGAUAGCUCUUUGUGAAGAAAAUGAAGUACAUCAUGAACUGUAUCAUUUCCCAGAAACAAUCACUCAAUAAGAGAUUAUUCGUCAAAUUAGAUUUUUAAAUAAACAAGAAUCUAUAGAUGGUAUCCUAGUUUAAGUAUAUAUAAUAAUUAUUAAAUAAAAGCUUCCUUUACCUCCACAUUUAUCAAGAUUAGAAAUAUCUAAUGAAAUUAAAUUAAGUAAAGAUAUAGAUUGUUUGCAUAUGGCUAAUUUUCAAAAUCUUCUUCAAAAUGGUGAGAAUAACGACAUAAUUCCAUGCACACCAGCUGCAGUGCUUCAUAUAUUAGAUACCUAAGGAAUCGAUGUGAGAAAUCAAAAUGUUACUGUAAUUGGUAGAAGUCAUUUAGUUGGAUUCCCAUUAUCUGUACUUCUACUUAAAAGAAAUGCUAAAGUCACCAUAUGUCAUUCUGAAACUGCUGUGUAAGAACAUGUUGAAAAAGUAUUUCAAUUUUUUAUAAAUUAUAAGGCUGACAUUGUAAUUUCAUGUGCAGGUCAUAAAGAAUUGGUUAAAGGAGAUUGGAUCAAAAAUGGAGCCAAAGUUAUUGAUGUUGGAAUUACUAGAAUUCCUGGAACCAAUAAAAUUGUUGGUGAUAUUGAAUUCAACAAUGUUUUUAAAAUUCUUAUUUCUAGGCACUUCCUAAAGUUAGUUUCAUUACACCUGUACCUGGAGGAGUUGGUCCUUUGACUGUUUCCAUGCUUUUUAAAAAUCUAUAUCGAGUCUGGUGUAGAACUAAUGGAUUAAAAUUAAACAUCGAUGAAUAAGAUAAAGAAAUGGUAUAUGCCCAAAACUACUAAUUCUGA
Molecule: messenger RNA, 1017 nt
Organism: Paramecium sonneborni
Lineage: Eukaryota; Ciliophora; Oligohymenophorea; Peniculida; Parameciidae
Source: the annotation of a GenBank genome assembly